Molecule: messenger RNA, 2132 nt
Organism: Impatiens glandulifera
Lineage: Eukaryota; Viridiplantae; Streptophyta; Magnoliopsida; Ericales; Balsaminaceae
Product: cytochrome P450 81Q32-like
Exons: 4
Coding region: 1-2100 (699 amino acids)
Molecular function (GO): monooxygenase activity; oxidoreductase activity, acting on paired donors, with incorporation or reduction of molecular oxygen; heme binding
Source: RefSeq, a predicted model, not a curated record
AUGGAGAUGACCUUAGAAGAUGAGCUACAAGCCUUAUUGCUCUUGGGAUCAUUGCCCGACAAUUGGGAGACCUUGGUUGUGACAGUCAGUAAUGCAGCUCCGAAUGAUGUUCUUACUAUGAAAGGUCACCAAGGAGUUAAAUGGAUAGUUGAUACUAGUGUUUGUUAUCAUGCUACACCGAAUAGAGAGUUCUUGACGACUUACAAGGCUGAAGAUCUUGGUAUAGUGAAGAUGGGUAAUACUAGUCACUCGAGCAUUUUAGUUAUUGGAGAUAUUUGUUUACAGAUAGAGCUGAGACAUCAGUUAACACUUAAAGAUGUGCAACAUAUUUCUGAUUUGCGUCUAAACUUGAUAUCAAGUGAUGCAUUGGACAAAGAUGGAUUCAAACAUUACAUUGGUAGUGGAGAAUGGAAGCUCAACAAGGGAUCAAUGAUUGUAGCAAAAGGGAAAUCGUGGCACUCUUUAUACCGAACCCAUGUGAAGAUACUCAAGAAUGGGUUGAAUGCAAUACAAGCUGAAAGCUCUUUAAAUCUGUGGCAUCAACUAUCUCUCUCUUUCAUCUUCAUCUUCAUCUCCAUAACCAUCACUAUUGUUGCUAUGUCUCCUCUCUACCUUGCCGCCAUAGCUCUAACCAUCUACAUCUUCACAAAUCAAAUCCUCCACAAAAUCAAAAACCUACCACCAACUCCAUUCCCAACUCUCCCAAUCAUCGGCCAUCUCCACCUCCUAUCAAAACCCCUUCACAAAACCCUAGCCAAAAUCUCCUCCAUUCACGGCCCAAUCACCUACCUCCGUUUCGGAUCCCGUCCAGUCCUCCUAAUCUCCUCUCCCUCCGCCGCAAAACACUGUUUCACCACAAACGACGUCGCAUUCGCCAACCGCCCCAAACUAAUGGCCGGUAAAAUCCUAGGAUACAAUUACACAAGCCUAGCAUGGGCUCCUUAUAAUGAAAACUGGAGAAAUCUCCGGCGAAUCGCUACGAUCGAGAUCUUAUCAUCUCACCGUCUUCAAUUACUAUCAAGCGUAAGGAUCGAUGAGGUUAGACGGUUAAUCUGUAGGUUAGAUCGUGGAUCUAGAAUUGAUGAAACGGUUAAUAUGAAGAAGUGUUUGUUUGAUUUGAUGUUGAAUGUUAUGACGAGGAUGAUCGCUGGGAAGAGGUAUUGCGGAGAGGAGACGGUGGAGGCGGAGAGGUUUAGGGAGAUGGUGGAGGAGACGUUUAGGGUUAGUGGGGCGUCGAAUUUGUUGGAUUUUUUGCCGGGUUUGAGAUGGAUUGGUGUUAGAGGGAUGGAGAAGAAGUUUAUUGAGUUGCAGGAGAGGAAGGAGAAAUGGUUGAAGGAGAUGAUUGAAGAACAGAAAAGAUCGGUCGGAGAUAUCAUCGGCGGCGGAAGGAAGAAGAAGACGAUGAUUGAAUUGUUGCUUUCGUUGAAGGAAACUGAGCCUGAGUAUUAUACUGAUCAGAAGAUUGGCGCCAUCAUUUGGGUUUUAUUAGCAGCUGGAACUGACACGUCAGCCGGAACAAUGGAAUGGGCCUUAUCACUCCUCCUCAACAAUCCAAAAGUCCUAAAGAAGGCCCGAGAUGAGAUAGAUGAAAAAAUCGGUUUUGAUCGAUUACUCGACGAAUCGGACUUAGCCCAACUUCCUUACCUUAAUUGUGUCAUAACCGAAACCAUGCGAAUUUUCCCUGUCGGCCCACUUCUCAUUCCCCACGAGUCCUCCGAGGAUUGCUCUAUAGGUGGAUACAGAGUCCCAUGUGGAACUAUGUUACUCGUGAACUUAAGUGCCAUACAAAAUGAUCCGGGACUUUGGGAGAACCCUAAUGAGUUUAGGCCCGAGAGGUUUGAAGGGCUCGAUGAGACUCGAGAUGAGUUCAAGUUGUUCCCGUUCGGGAUGGGACGAAGAAGGUGUCCCGGGGAGGGCUUGGCAUUGCGAAUGAUUGGGUUGACAAUUGGAUCGUUGAUUCAAUGUUUUGAUUGGGAAAGAGUGGGUAAUGAGAUGGUGGACUUGACCGAAGGGGGUGGGCUUACUAUGCAUAAGGCUAGUCCUCUUAUGGUUAAGUGUAGUUCAAGACCCAUAAUUACAAGUCUUCUCUUAAAUUCUUAAAUUACUUUUAAUUGUGAAAGCUUGUAUUAAUA